GGGUUGGGCCUUUCGCUGAAACCAGGGCUCGUCUGGGCUUUUUCGCUCAGCCCACACAAAACUUUCGCGCAGCAGGCUGUCGACUGGCACACAGACGGCACACCGGCGAGAACGCGGCGGCGGCGGCGGCGGCGGGGACCAGGGAAAAGACCAAUGGAGGAUGACUAUGCGGCAGCGUAUCUUCCUAUGGACAUUAUGUACAAGAUCCCUGGGCACAUCUCUGAUCCAGCCUCCCUUGCCCGCCUCGCUUCGUCCUGCAAGUUCUGGCGCAAUCUCAUCAAGGACCCGACCUUCCUUGAUCGCCUUAGCAGGCGGCACCGCGACCAUGGCUCCACCCAAUCUCUCCUUCUCGGCUUCUUCUACCAGGACAAUGAGAGGACUUCCCCAGACCUCAUGAAGUAUCACAUUGACAAAACACGCUGUUUGGCACCAAGCUUCGUGCGGAUAUCUGAAUUGUCACGAUUUGUUGGCAGCAAAUCUGCUUGCAAUGCUAUCAAGCCACUAUCCCUUGAGACCUUCAUCCCAGGUCUUGGUGCAAGCCUCAACUUCUAUAAGCCCGUUGCAUCACAGGACAACUUCCUGGUCCUCCGUCGCCUGUCGAAAGACGCCAAUGGUCACAUGAAUGAUGAGUUAUGUGUCUGCAAUCCUCUCACUGGUGAAACCUUUGAGAUUCCUAGCCACUUAUAUGUACCUCCUGACCAUUAUGUCUUGUUUGUCACCAAAGAGGUCGACAUUGAUGGACGCAUAUCCCACUCCUUCCAGCUGACUGGCAUUUUUUGGAUGAAAAAAGCAAAGCGUUUCAUCAGUGUGUGCUGCAGCUCGAAGACUGGAAGAUGGACGAUGUCUUAUGAAUUUCCUGAGCUAAUGCCUGGCCAUUACUUGGUGUCAUCCUCAGCCGCUGCUUCUGGCAGUGUCAUCCAUUGGCUCUGUGGUUCUUUGGAACAAAUGUCGCUCACCCACGUUGCCACACUGCAUAUUGAAAAUAUGGGGCUGUCAUACCUGGAGCUCCCACCCGAAGCAAAUCACAUCAAGAUACCAGUGCUGGCGAAUUCAGCAAAUGGGGGGAUUCUAUUGCUCUUCGUGCAAGGCCUUCAGAUGUCACUCUGGAAACACAUCAGUGUGCUUGGCAGUGGCAGCAGCAGCUGGUUGCUUUCUGAAAGGAUUGACUUGACAAGUUCCUUGCCUAAGCAGGUGGCAGCCUUGGGGAUCAGGGCAAAGGUCAGGUUGGAGAUGUUCCGAGGCAAGAGUGGGGCGGUGGUGCUCAGGGUUGUUGGAGAAGGCCUCUUUCUGUUCAGCUUCGGCGAUAGGUCGAUGAGGAAGAUUGACAGUGCAAGUGUGACCAGGAAACACUUCCUCUGCCCAUAUGAAAUUGAUUGGCUGACCUGCCUUGCAAUCACAAACCUCGUCGUCAAUGGCUCGUUGUUGCUGGAUGUAGAACGUAAAAAGGCUCAAGACAGAUGGAGGACAUUAAUGGGAAUGAAUUUGGGGACGAACGGAGCAUCUUAAUGGCUAGGAACAGCGUCGGUCCGGUUUGUUUGUGGCACAACAACCAUGAAUUCUACUAUUGUUGGACGUGUUUUCUUUUCUAUGAUCAUCAUAAUAAUGAGCGGUGACUAUCAGUUGUUACUUCAGUCCCCCAUAGGUUUUCUUAGAGAAGCCGUGUCCUGUUGAAAUCCAAGGUUAUCUUUCCUAAGCUGUGUUUAUUUUCUUAUAUCGAAUAUAUGUUGUGUUUGACCCA
Molecule: messenger RNA, 1738 nt
Organism: Triticum aestivum (bread wheat)
Lineage: Eukaryota; Viridiplantae; Streptophyta; Magnoliopsida; Poales; Poaceae
Exons: 2
Coding region: 154-1506 (450 amino acids)
Molecular function (GO): protein binding
Source: RefSeq, a predicted model, not a curated record